Portunus trituberculatus (swimming crab) is the source of this 743-nucleotide messenger RNA. It is a transcript of the gene eIF3k, whose product is annotated as eukaryotic translation initiation factor 3 subunit K-like. The transcript has 5 exons. Gene Ontology annotation, biological process: regulation of translational initiation. Gene Ontology annotation, molecular function: ribosome binding; translation initiation factor activity. Gene Ontology annotation, cellular component: eukaryotic translation initiation factor 3 complex; cytoplasm. Lineage: Eukaryota; Metazoa; Arthropoda; Malacostraca; Decapoda; Portunidae. The record is from RefSeq and is a predicted model, not a curated record. Bases 34 to 693 code for a protein of 219 amino acids.
GCAGACUCGAACGCUCCCUUGUCAACAAGCAACAUGGCCGAGCAGGCAGAGGCUAUGCGGGGCACCGUGGCUUCCAUGCUGCGGGGCAUUGAGAGGUAUAACCCAGAGAACAUUGCCACACUGGAGAGGUACGUGGAACUGCAGGCCAGAGAGAACACCUAUGAUCUGGAGGCCAACUUGGCACUCCUCAAGCUGUACCAGUUCAACCCUGGCACCUACCAGAGCACAGUGGCAUGCCAGAUCCUCAUCAAGGCUCUCACCAACCUCCCACACACUGACUUUGUCCUCUGCAAGUGCCUCCUUGGCCAGGACCAGAUGGAGGACGACAACAUCAAGCGCAUCAUGUACCUCCAUGACCUGCUGGAGAUGUGUCAGUUCCGCACCUUCUGGGCGGAGAAGCACCAAUAUGCUGAUCUGACAGCUGGCAUAAAGGACUUCAGUGACAGCAUCCGCAAGUACAUCUGCCACGUCAUCAGCAUCACCUACCAGCACAUUGAGAGGCAUGUGCUGGGGCAGCUUCUGGGCAACGUUGACGAUGCUACCCAGCAGGCAUGGAUGAACAAGUAUGGCUGGAAAAUGAAUGAUGAUGGGUGCAUAUUUGUAGGCAACCAGGAGGAGACGGUCAAGACUAAAAACAUCACUGAGAAGAUUGACUUUGACUCAGUGGCCGGCAUCAUGGCUGCCUGUAGAUAAUUGUGUCAGCGUGAAGCAGAAAGGUGGAAACAAAUAAACUGUUUAGUAGA